Molecule: messenger RNA, 887 nt
Organism: Telopea speciosissima
Lineage: Eukaryota; Viridiplantae; Streptophyta; Magnoliopsida; Proteales; Proteaceae
Product: bidirectional sugar transporter SWEET4-like
Exons: 5
Coding region: 78-866 (262 amino acids)
Biological process (GO): carbohydrate transport
Cellular component (GO): membrane
Molecular function (GO): sugar transmembrane transporter activity
Source: RefSeq, a predicted model, not a curated record
CAUGAUCCCAUAUAUAACCAUCUUCCCCUGUUCUUGUCCAUGCUUCCUCUUCUUAGGCUCUCUUUCUUCCAACAACCAUGGUUUCUGCAGAAGCUGCUCGAACAGUUGUUGGUAUCUUAGGAAACAUAACUGCAUUGAUCUUGUUCUUGUCUCCAGUGCCAACUUUUGUUCAGAUUUGGAAGAAAAGAUCAGUUGAGCAGUUCUCAGCAGCACCAUAUUUAGCUACUCUUUUGAAUUGCAUGUUAUGGAUCGUAUAUGGACUACCACUGGUUCAUCCACAUAGCAUGCUAGUUAUAACCAUUAAUGGAACUGGGUUUGUUAUAGAACUCACAUAUGUGAUUCUCUUCCUUCUCUACUCUGAUGGGAAGAAGAGAUUGAGAGUGCUUGUAAUGUUGAUGGUUGAGUUUGGAUUUGUUGCAUUCAUUGCUGUUCAUGUCCUCACUCUGGCUCACUCUUUUGCUCGUCGUUCUCUUAUAGUUGGAAGUGUUUGUGUCUUCUUUGGGACUUUGAUGUAUGCAGCUCCCUUAGCCGUCAUGAAACUAGUGAUUACCACGAGAAGUGUAGAGUACAUGCCUUUCUCUCUAUCCCUCGCUGCCUUUGCCAACGGCAUUUGCUGGACUAUUUAUGCUCUCAUACGUUUUGACCUCUUUAUCACUAUUCCAAACAGUCUAGGAACGGUCUUUGGACUGGGGCAGCUGAUAUUAUACGCCACAUUCUAUAAAAAUACGCAAAGACUGAUGAAGGAAAGGAAAGGCAAAGGGGAUAUAGGACUGGGAGAUGUUAUCAUACAAGAUUCCAAGUCAAAUAAGAUGGUCAACCGUCCUCAGAAUGGUCAUGAUGGUAUUUCAGAGAUAAAUGAGCCAUGAUCCCAUUUCACGUAGACCACC